Molecule: messenger RNA, 5028 nt
Organism: Nycticebus coucang (slow loris)
Lineage: Eukaryota; Metazoa; Chordata; Mammalia; Primates; Lorisidae
Gene: EIF5A2
Product: eukaryotic translation initiation factor 5A2
Exons: 5
Coding region: 102-563 (153 amino acids)
Biological process (GO): positive regulation of translational elongation; positive regulation of translational termination
Molecular function (GO): translation elongation factor activity; RNA binding; ribosome binding
Source: RefSeq, a predicted model, not a curated record
CGCCGCCGCCGCCGCCGCCGCCGCCGGGACCUGCACCGUGAGCAGGCGGGAGGCGCUGCCUGCGGGGAGUCCCCACGGAGAAAAGACCUCUCCCAGCUGCCAUGGCGGACGAAAUCGAUUUCACCACUGGAGACGCCGGGGCCUCCAGCACCUACCCCAUGCAAUGCUCGGCCCUGCGCAAGAAUGGCUUCGUGGUGCUCAAGGGACGGCCGUGCAAGAUAGUGGAGAUGUCGACCUCCAAGACGGGGAAGCACGGCCACGCCAAGGUUCACCUUGUUGGAAUUGACAUUUUCACUGGCAAAAAAUACGAAGAUAUUUGCCCUUCUACUCACAACAUGGACGUUCCAAAUAUUAAGAGAAAUGAUUAUCAACUGAUAUGCAUUCAGGACGGCUACCUUUCCCUGCUGACGGAAACCGGAGAAGUUCGUGAGGAUCUUAAACUGCCAGAAGGUGAUCUGGGCAAAGAAAUAGAAGGAAAAUACAAUGCAGGUGAAGAUGUUCAGGUGUCCGUCAUGUGUGCCAUGAGUGAGGAGUACGCAGUAGCCAUCAAACCCUGCAAGUAAGGGCAGCAGUGUGGCCGGCCCCCUCCAUCUGGGUCACUGCGGACUUAGCAUUUGGUUCUAAGUUGUCACCAAAGCUAUGUUCUUCAUAAGCAACCUCAUUUCUUUUAGUAAUUGUUUUGAAAUUGUGUUGGGUUACUUUUGCAGGCAAUUGGUAGUUUUAAAAAAUUAUUGAGAUGUAUAAUUCUUUUAUUUUUCAGUUUUGUAGGUGGUUUUCCUAUAACAUUCUUAUGGUUUUCAGUAUGUGAGUCUAAGAAACAGACAGGAUAGCUUCAGCAAAUACAAUUUUUCUGAGCAAAUCAUUCCUGAAUUUUAGUUAAACAAUAAAUAAACCAGGGUUUUGAAUCAGACAAUGUAGCAUAUAGUGGUAUUAGAGUACCACAUUUAAGUUGAAGUGCUCUGCAUUAAUUUCAGAUUUAAUAUCAUAAAAUACGCAGAUUAUGGAUUGGAAUUGUCACAGUUCAGCUUGUGUGUGCCAAACACAAAUCCUUAAACAAAAAUCAUGCUGUCAGCACAUCAGUUAUCUCAUUGGCCAUGUGCACCCCAUGUAUUACUGUGGCCGCACUAUGAUUUGCCAAAUUGUUGGCAGACUUCAGAGCACCUUCUGUGUGGUGUUGGUACCUUCCUUUGACAGCAGAGGGAUGUUGAGCUGUCGGGUGAGGGAAGUGAGCGAGUCCGAUUACAGAGAAUACACACAAGACAAUGGCGAGGGCGGGUGAAAGCCAGGUGGUUUUAUUUGAGGCUUUUAAAGUCAACGUGAAAAUGAAAAGUUGCUUUUCAGUUGUGUCUUUGCUUUUAACUCCUGUCCCCUACCUGUACCCCCAGCAUCACUCUGCAGAGUAAUACACAGCACUUUUUCCCAGCCACGUUGGUAUUUAUCAGUAAGCAUUCUUGCAUUCUUUUCCAGCCAUUUUUAAUUAGGAAUUUUUUACAUUAAAAUAUUUGUUAGACAAAAACUGGGUUUGUUAAAUUUCUGUACAUUUUUCUAAAGUGAAAUGAAAGUGAAUCAAGAAAGUGGUUCUUUCUAUAUUGUUAUUUAACUUAAGUAUAUGCAUUUUUUCUGAUUAUCAUGUGACUUGGUAAGUUACUAGUAUGAAAUGCAACUAGGAAAGAAUGCUGUCAACUGAAUUAUUUUAAAAGGUAUUUUAGGUGACAAAACUGUAUUUCUGUUUAAUCUUUCAAGUCAUUUCCUGAAUUGUAGACACUGCAGUGUUUGUGAGGACCUUUCACUAGGUAACAGUCAUUAUAUUGGAGUGAAGCUUAGAACGAAGUCACUAUGUAAGUAAUACCUUGGUUCUCUAACCGUGGUUCUGGACCCCUUCCUUCAUUCCUUGACCUCUAAAAGGCCUUUGUUUCAAUAACCUAGAGGAAAACAUAUAAGAUGAUGUAACUGACCUAAUCAGUCACUGGAAAUAGCAUUAGGAACAGAAGAUCCCAAAGUUUUAGUUGCAUUCUUGUAUAGACUUUUAAAUCUGACCUUUGCUUCAGAAAACUCAUUAGGAGAAGAAGCAAGACACUCUAAGAGAAAUACAAAGAGGAAACUUGUAAAGCACAGGAAAUACUGAUUGUAGCUAAUUGUUCUUAAUGUUAACAUGUUAGCUUUUGCCCAUCUAAAGCACAAUUAGGAAUUAGGCUCACUUCUCCCCAUGCACCAUGUAAGCAUCUCCACAUGCUGCGCUAGUUUUUGGCACUCUAAUAACAUAUCUUAUUCCUCACAGGGCUCUGCUAACUGCACUGGUAUCCAGAUUGAGUAUUAGCUCUAGACUAGCAUGCCCUGUCCUCCAGAGCUUGUCAGACUUCACAUAGACACACUCUCAGCUGUGAUGUGGGGGUGUAAAGUACAAUGCGUCUCCGUUGUCAUGCCCUGAAUGGCAAAAGCUAUUUGUGCAUAUAUAUUUCAUUUAAGUAUGAUAUGAAGUGUAAAUAUUCUUCUGACAUACAAGUAUAGAUUUUAAAGAUAUGGGACUGUUUAUUUUCACAUACAACAAUAGGUGUUUCUCUGGAACAAAAUAUCUCAUUCAGUAAAGCUUUAUAAAUUAUAUUAAAAGGAAGCAGGGAACAUAUUUUUUAACAUAGAACAGAAGCCACUUCAUUCUUUUUAGCAGAGAAAUGUUAGAAGUUGAUUCCUAGUAUUUCUUGUACUUUUUUGUAGCGAGUAUUAAAUUUUACACGUGACCGCCCAUAGAAUGUGGAUGGUAACGUUGACAGAUCACACGCGACAUGCUCUUUUUGUCUGUACACAUUUCACCAGUUUAUAUUCAAAUAGGUUGAGUAUUUGUUUCUUUCUAGAACAGCGUAUUUUAUUUCUACUGUGACAACUCUGUUAAACCUUGUUUGGUACAGAGCUGUACGCCCGUGGGCAAAGGCCGCCUUCGUGCUGCUUUGACUUUGGCGUUGCUUCAUAAAUGUGAUUAUGAGGUUUUUCUUUGUGGUCCCCUCCAAGGGCUGUCAGUCACUUGAAGAAAUCCUUGAACCAAGCUCUUGUCCCUGUAACAAUGCUUUAUAUUAAUCACCAAAACUCGCCUGCAGUCAGAGCACGACAGGAGAAGCUACACUGAAAUGUUCAGGCCAUACGGUUGGGGGACGCAGCUUCUCAUCACCUCACAGCAUGUGCCAGUGCACACGUAGCUGUCUAUGUGCGUUCGUUUUCCAAAGUCCUUCCAACUCUUAAAAGUACUGUAGUCGGGUAGUGCCUCAAAUGUUGGUAACUGGUUUUAUUUUUAUUAAUUUACAACUUUUUCAGAACUUGUUUUUGUACUUUAAGGUUUCUCAAUUAGAUUAUUUCUAGUUGAGCUGUAAUUUGAAUGCAUUGUUCUCAGGGCUGUUUUGUGCUAAGAGCUGGAGUUUCAGUAUUUUAAAGUUAACUGCCUGAAAGCGUAUCGCAAAACUUUCCCACAUUGUAAUACCAUGACGCAUACCUAUUAAAAAAUUCUUAUUAUCAACAUAGUUAAACUACAUACCAAGUGUUCAAGAAAAAAUGGAAGUAUUAGUAGCAUCUAUGCUAGAAUCUUACCAUAUUUUUUCACUUAAGAAUAGAAUUUGGUAGUCUCAUCUUGGACCCUGUCCUUACAAUUUGAAGGAUAUUUGAAAAGCAUCCCUUUGAUGUGGACAUCCAAAAUAGUUUUAGAGCCAGACGUUGAUGUAGUGUCUCCAAACUUAGAGACGGCAGAUAGAAAUUCAUAAUGCUCUCUUGGAUGCAUUCAAACAUUUAUAUACUGAAUUCUGUAAUGUGAACUAGGAACAUAUUUACUGUGAGAAAAUGUGGCUCUUAAGCAGCACAAGAGCAGAAAUACAAGCAUAUUUCCAUUAUGUACUGAUCAAAAGUUUUAAUUUUCUAACAUGAUUUAGGUAUAAUAUUUCACAGUUGUCAGACCUUUUUCUGCUAGCACUCAGACAAAUAAUAGGCAAUAGAGAUUUAAGAAAAAUUUGUGGUAGAAAAUCUUAAAAUAGAGAAAAUCUAAUCUAUUGACUUCAUUGAAUUUUUUUUUUUCUCUGAAUUGUGUAUAUACCAUCAUUAUUUGAUUUUACCCCGGAACAUUUGUAUUUAGCUUACAGAACACAGAUGUUCUAUGGGAACAUGGCUCAAAGUCAUUGUAUAAUUUGAUGUUUUCCCGCUUAAUAAAUGUCUGGACACCAACUUAACUACCAAGUGAGGUCAAGUGCCUGAAAAGUGCUGUGUGCAUCCAAUAAGCAGGUUUUCUUUCUGUACAUGAUGCAUCUGGUGGCAGCCAGCUCAGGCUUCCACUGCUGGGCACGUGCUCGCUACCAAGCUCUGCCAUCCACCAUUCUCCCUCCUUAGAACAGGUAGAAUCUAUUUUACAAUAAAAAGGUUCUUUUAUUUAAAUGAAGUCCCUAAAUGUUUCUUGGUAUUAGUAGACUUAAGUUUAUCUUGGCUCUAGAUCGUACUUUUUAAAAAUUCCAGACUGUAAACUGUAUUCAGCAAAGACAGGACAGCUUGUCAUAGCUAUAGUUGCGAUCUUUCCUGGAAGGAACUCUUUAUUGUGGUUAAUAUCUGCUAUAAAUAAGCACUCUUGUGCUUGUUACAAAGUAGAGUGCAGAUUACUAGUUCAAUACUGGUGUAAUAGAAAUGACCAGUUCUAUACUGUUACGUACUUUUACCUCCUCCCCCAAAAGGAUAUUUUUGAAGCGGCAUUGUCUGACCCAGUGGCACUUUAUUAGCAAUACAUUUUAUUUAUCUUAGAUGUAGAAGAACUCUUGCUUUUAGUGUCAGAGACUCAAAUGUUUUAGGUAAAACUUAAAAAAUUUAACAUGUAGUUUGAACAUAAUAAUUGUGCAUUUUACAUUUCAAACAUGGGUAAAAUUCAAAUGUUAAGUCUUUGGCUAUACUAAAAUGUAGAUAAACUUAUUAACUUAUUAUAACUUUUAUUAUAUUAAAAUGUAUUUGUCUGUUAACUUCGGUUAUAGUAAAUAAAAAUAAAGUUAAUUUAACAGCUUAUACUUUUUUUUU